Plasmodium vivax (malaria parasite P. vivax) is the source of this 600-nucleotide messenger RNA. RefSeq names its product co-chaperone Hsc20, putative. Gene Ontology annotation, molecular function: ATPase activator activity; protein-folding chaperone binding. Gene Ontology annotation, cellular component: mitochondrion. The record is from RefSeq and is a predicted model, not a curated record. The coding region runs from base 1 to 600 and encodes 199 amino acids. The transcript has 8 exons. NCBI's taxonomy places the organism in Eukaryota, Apicomplexa, Aconoidasida, Haemosporida, Plasmodiidae. Gene Ontology annotation, biological process: protein complex oligomerization; [2Fe-2S] cluster assembly.
AUGGCAGAUACGCACACCGUUAAGCGAAUGAAGUGCCUCAACUGCCACAGUGACAUCAGCCUUGACGUGGUUCCCCUCAGCUGCCAAGCCUGCAGCGCGCUGCUCCACGUGGACACCUUCAAGCAGUUUACCUUCUUUGACCUUUUUGGCCUACGAGCCACCUACGACAUAGACAAAGGACACUUAAAAAAAAAAUUCAACGACAUUCAAAAGUUGUAUCACCCCGAUAAGCAUGCGCGAAAUGAGCAGCUCGAACAGAUAAACGAAGUCUCGAGCUACCUGAACGGUGCAUACAGAGUUUUGCAAAAUGACGUGGACCGGGCCCUCUACCUGUUGAGUGUCCAGUACAACUACAAGAUCCCGGAGGAAGAGAACCUGGAGGACAGCGAGUUCCUGGCCGAAAUUGUUCAGGUGAACGAACAGAUCGGAGACCCCGAGGCGAAUAUUACCCUCAUGACCAAGGAGUACCAGGAUAAGUACGAGGACCACAUCGAAAAAAUUAAACUCCACUUUGACGAAGGGAAUUUUGAGGAUAUCUUGAAGGCCCUAAAAAAAUUGAAGUUCAUAAAUAGAAUCCUGGACCGUCUUCAAAACGUUUGA